GUCGUUUAUUUUUUAGUGCAUUUUUCUACUCAUACUUUUUUGUUUAUUUCUUUUUCAAAUUACCCUUUCUUAGAACAUAACAGUUGUGUAUACUAAAAGAAAAGUGCCCUUAUACAUUUUAAAAGAAUCCCUUUAAUUAUUUAUUUUGUUUUUCUUUUCUUAUCAUAAGUGUUUUUAAACGGUUAAAAUUAUAUACGUAUAUAAAUUUGUAACAUAUAUAUAAAUGUUUUAGAUGUUGUGAAAAGGUUGCCUUUUACGCUACAAUAAUUUUUAUAACAGAAAAAUUUUUUCAAAAAUCAUCCUCAUACAUGUGUAAUGUACAAAACGUGGUAAAUCGAUAAUUUAUAAAAGGAAUCAAUUUUAAAAUUUUGUAAAUAAUUAAAAAAAUUGAAUAAAAUAAAUCAAAAUAAGAAAAAACAACAAUUUUAAAAAAAGAAAAAAAAAUUUUGUGCCUACAUAAGUGCAUAUACAAACUAAUUGAAAGCACAAAAUUUAUUAAACAUGACGGAUGCCGAAACGAUAAGAAAUCAAACGCCCCCAAGACCACAGUUUGUCGCACAACCAAUCCGGCCAAAUCCGCCACCCAGCAAUCUACAGAGCACUCCUGCUAUAAAUCAAAUCAGACCACAAUUACCAAAUCCCCAAAUAAGUACAAACGGGCAGUCACCAAGGCCAGCUCCACCACAGCAAUUACGUAGAGCUGAUAGUAAAGGUAAUAUAAUAAUGAGUGUACCGAGUCAACCACCGCAGCCUAGACCACAAGCACAAUCAAUUAACAUGAAUGCUAAUCGGCCUCCAGCGUCUAUAAAUCAAAUGCUCAGUAGCGGGGUUCCACCAAGACCCCAAAUACCACUUAAUCCUCAACAGCAAAAUCAAAUGAGGCCAACUAUGCAAUUAGGUGGCCAGCAACAAAAUCCACAAACACGUCCACCAUAUCCAUCAGGUAGUGGUGGUCCAAGAUUACCAGGUCAACAUCCAGUUACGGCACCAAAUCAACCACCAUACAGGCCACCAACAACAUUCCAACAACAACAGCAACAACAGCAGCAACAACCAUAUCAACAACAACAGCAUCAACAACAACCUAAAGUAAUGCCAACUUUAACAAGGGGUGAUUCAAAUGCUAGUAUGAACUUUGAUCCAGUGAAAAAUCAAAUGAACGUAACUAACAGCAAAAUAACAUAUCAAAUAAAUGAAGGGGAAGAUAACUCGGUCACCAUGACAAAAGUUAUAACACCAGUCAACAAUAUGGUCACUUUGAAGCAAUAUGCACCAAGUUCCCCAGAAGAUACACCUCGUGAAAAAAAAGAUUCAGAAAAAAUUGUUACUCCAGUUGAAGAACCACCAAAAGUUAUUCAACAGAAAACAUAUACGGAAUUAAAAAAAAAAAAGGGAGACAACGAUAGUGGAGUUGAUGAAUCAACUCAAGAAAAGGAUCGUAAUGGACCUGGUUCACCUAAUUCACCAGUCAAAUCACCAACAAAGCCACAAUCUGGAUUAUCAAGACCACCAAGUGCAACACCAUCAAACAAAUCUAGAAGUGCAUCUAGAUCACGUCUUUUGGCUAAAACUCCAGAACCAGAACCAGUCAAAAAAGUACCCAUGAAUAAAAUUAAAGUUGGUUAUGCUCCAUCACCAGAUUUAAAAUCAGUUCGAUCAAAGAUCGGUUCUUUGGAUAAUUCAUCAUAUAGACCAGGAGGUGGGCAAGUAAAAAUUGAAACAAAAAAAGUUGAAAUCAAAGCAGCUCCAAGGAUUGAAGCGAAAAAUGAAAAAUAUACACCAAAAGGUGGAGAUAAGAAGAUAGUAACAACAAAAUUAAACUGGAAUGCAAAAUCAAAAAUUGGGUCAUUGGAAAAUGCAAGUCACAAACCAGGAGGUGGUGAUAAAAAAAUUGAAACGUUGAAAACUGAUUUCAAAGAAAAAGCGAAACCAAAAGUAGGAUCUAAGGAUAAUGUUAAGCACAUACCUGGUGGUGGUGAUAUUAAGGAAAAAUCCAAGGAAACUAAUUCACCAGAAAUACAAACGCAAAAAAUAGAAGUUAAGGCACAAAGUAAGAUCGGAUCAAUGGACAAUGUUAAACACAAACCAGGUGGAGGCGAUAAAAAAAUUUUUGACGAUAAGGAAUAUUUAAAAAAUAUUGAGCACCAUGUUGCACUUACACAACCGUCACAGUAAAUUCUUGAAUAUUCCUUCAAAGAAAAAUAGUCCAGUGCCAUCGGUCAAUGAAAUGACAGAGUCAUCAGGUACUGAUGAAAAUCUUAACAAACAACAACAAAGUUAAAUUUUUUGCAACAACAGAAUAAUAUUUAUAUAAAUAUAUUUGUAUAAUCCAAAAUUAAAUAAAAACAUUUUUUAAUUACUAAUUAAAAUAUUUUUUUAUAUUAAGAAGAAAAAUAAAUAUUAUACAAAAAUUUUAUCAUUGAUGUUUUGAAUAUUAAAAAACAAAAUUUUUAAGAAAACAAAUAAUAUAUGAGGAUUAAAAAAGAUUAAAAGUUACAUUUAUUUCUUGUUUGUAUUUUUCUUUAAUAAAUAAAAAUAAAUUUUUAUCACGUUUAAAUUUGAGUAAUAUAAUUUUUGCUAUUUUCAUUAUUUUGUGAAAUUAUUAUUUUUGUAACAGUAAAAAAUUUUUUGUAUUAGAAAUUAAAGAAAAACAAAACCCUUACUUAACAUUUUCUUUUUUUUAUCACUUUAGUCUAUGCAUAUUUUUUUCAUUUUGAAUCUUUCAAAUAAUUAUAUACAAAAUUUUUUACACAAAAAUAUGCAAUUUAAAUAAUUCCAAUUGCGCACUUCUAAAGAAGAAA
Condylostylus longicornis is the source of this 2801-nucleotide messenger RNA. RefSeq names its product microtubule-associated protein tau (gene tau). The coding region runs from base 502 to 2175 and encodes 557 amino acids. Gene Ontology annotation, biological process: microtubule cytoskeleton organization; neuron projection development. Gene Ontology annotation, molecular function: microtubule binding. NCBI's taxonomy places the organism in Eukaryota, Metazoa, Arthropoda, Insecta, Diptera, Dolichopodidae. The transcript is spliced from 11 exons. Gene Ontology annotation, cellular component: neuron projection. The record is from RefSeq and is a predicted model, not a curated record.